AACAAAUAUUGUAUCAGAUAGAGAGAAAAAUAUACAAUUUUUAUUAAAUAGAAAUUAAACUUACUAAGUAAAAUUAAUAAAAAUGUCCUUUAAAUAGUGAAAUAGUACCUUACUAUAUUCCUUGCUUUGCAUUCAACCUUCAUCGCCAUCACAGGAUCAGUGCGGAGACGGAGAAGGCACAACAUAAAGCAUCCCCAAAGCACAACUGCUCAGAUCUUACCAUGCCAUCUCACUUAUGUGUUAUGGUUGAAACAUUGAUAUUGAUUGUUCUAGCACAAACAGUUGUGGGAGUGAAUUCACUUUCAGAAGCUGAUAAGAUAGGCACUUUGCCUGGGCAGCCACAAGUCAAAUUCCAGCAAUAUGCUGGUUACAUUACAGUAGAUGAGAAGCAGAAGAGAGCUUUAUUUUACUACUUUGUUGAAGCAGAAGUACAACCAGCUUCUAAGCCACUUGUUCUAUGGUUAAAUGGAGGGCCUGGUUGUUCCUCUGUUGGGGCUGGAGCUUUUGUUGAGCACGGCCCUUUCAAACCAAGUGAAAAUGGUCUUGUGAAGAAUGACUAUAGUUGGAACAAAGAGGCAAAUAUGCUGUACGUGGAAUCUCCGGCUGGUGUCGGUUUCUCCUACUCUGCCAAUAAAUCUUUCUAUGACCUUGUGAACGAUGAAAUAACAGCAAGGGAUAAUCUUGUUUUCUUACAGCAUUGGUUCACUAAAUUCCCAGAGUACAAAAACAAUGACUUCUUUAUUACAGGGGAGAGUUAUGCAGGUCACUAUGUACCCCAACUUGCACAACUCAUUGUUCAAACCAAGACAAAAUUCAAUUUAAAGGGAAUAGCGAUAGGGAAUCCUCUUCUGGAAUUUAACACUGAUUUCAACUCCAGAGCUGAGUUUUUCUGGUCUCACGGACUAAUAUCAGAUUCAACCUACGAAAUCUUCACUAAAGUAUGCAACUAUUCCCAAAUUAGGAGACAGCAUCAAAGUGGGAAACUUACCCCGGUUUGUGCGGGAGUAAAUAAACUAGUGUCAUCAGAGGUUAGCAGAUACAUUGAUACAUAUGAUGUUACUCUUGAUGUCUGUCUAUCAUCAGCAGAUCAACAGGCUUAUGUUCUGAAUAAAUUAACUCAACUGCAAGAGGGAGCGAAGAUAGAUGUUUGUGUGGAAGAUGAAACUAUCACAUACUUGAAUAGGAAAGACGUGCAGGAAGCUCUCCAUGCUAAGCUCGUAGGGAUCACCACAUGGUCAACCUGCAGCGAUGUUCUCAAUUAUGACAUGCAGAAUCUAGAGAUUCCUACCAUUUCUAUUAUAGGGGCAAUUGCUAAGACAGGUAUCAGGGUUCUGGUAUACAGUGGAGAUCAGGAUUCAGUCAUCCCACUACUUGGGACACGAUCCCUUGUAAAUGGAAUAGCCAAGGAAUUUGGAUUGAAUACUACCGUGUCCUAUAGAGCUUGGUUUGAGGGAAGACAGGUGGCUGGGUGGACACAAUUAUAUGGAGACAUGUUAUCAUUUGCCACUAUAAGAGGAGCAGCUCACGAGGCUCCGUUUUCACAACCAGAGAGAUCAUUAGUGCUGCUAAAAGCAUUUUUGGAAGGAAAGCCUCUUCCGGAACCAUUCUCUUAAAUGUGAAUUGAUAGAUAACACAGCACAGGUGUUCUAAGCUCAAUGAGUAAAGAAACUCACCUAAUACCGAUUAUUGUCAUUGGAUCCCCUUUCACUUGUUAUCAACAUUAAUACUUCUAACUUUCUGCUGUUCUUUCUUUCCGCACAAUGAGGAAAUGCUACAUGUACUGCCACAUACCAUAAAAUAUAUUUGAUCCUCCGAAUGU
Molecule: messenger RNA, 1819 nt
Organism: Abrus precatorius (Indian licorice)
Lineage: Eukaryota; Viridiplantae; Streptophyta; Magnoliopsida; Fabales; Fabaceae
Product: serine carboxypeptidase-like 45
Exons: 10
Coding region: 222-1613 (463 amino acids)
Biological process (GO): proteolysis
Cellular component (GO): vacuole
Molecular function (GO): serine-type carboxypeptidase activity
Source: RefSeq, a predicted model, not a curated record